GCGCAGAGGCUGCGCUGUCACAUGGGCGGCGGCGGCGGUGGCGGCGGCGGCGGGGCCGCAUUUAAGCGGCUGGGGGACUGCGCCCGCCUCCAGCGCGUCCUCUGGCUUGGCUCCCGCCGGGCGCCCCGGGCUCCGCCUGCGGGGGGUCCGCGCCGCGCCGCCCCGCCCCCGCCGGGCCAUGCGAGCGCCGGGACCGCCGCGAUGAGCUCGUCCAUUGCCAAGAGCGAGUCCAAAACGUCGCUGCUGAAGGCGGCGGCGGCGGGCGGGGGCAGCCGGGCUCCCCAGCGCUCGGUGGCGGCGGCGGGUGCGGAGCCCCGCCAGGGCCCGGUCCGGGAGCUGGGGCCGCACGGCCGCCGCCCCCUGCGCUCGCAGCCCGGCUGCCCCGGGACGCCGCCGCCGCCGCCGCCCGGGGACCCCAGCUCGCGGAGGCCCCUGUGCCGGCCGGGGCCGCGGGAGGACGGGGCUCGGGGGAGCUGGCGGCGCCCCCCGGCCCCGGGCUGCCGCGAGUCACCGCCGCUGCCGCCGCUGCAGCCCCUCGGGCGGGAUGGGGAGGAACGGGGACUGUCCCCGGCGCUUGGCCUCCGGCAGCGCUCCCGGGAGUCCCUGCGGGCGUCCGGAGCCCGAGCCGGAGCCGCGGUGCCUGAGGCAGACCCGUUCCUCCACCAGCUGCGCCCCAUGCUCAGUUCCGCCUUCGGCCAGGACAGAGAGCUUCGACCAGAGGAGAUUGAAGAACUAAGAGAAGCCUUCAAAGAAUUUGACAAAGACAAGGACGGCUACAUUAACUGCAGGGACCUGGGCAACUGUAUGAGAACAAUGGGCUACAUGCCUACAGAGAUGGAACUGAUCGAACUCUCUCAGCAAAUCAAUAUGAACUUGGGAGGCCAUGUGGAUUUUGAUGACUUUGUAGAGUUGAUGGGGCCAAAACUUCUAGCAGAAACAGCAGAUAUGAUUGGGGUAAAGGAACUUCGAGAUGCCUUCCGAGAGUUUGACACCAAUGGUGACGGAGAGAUCAGCACCAAUGAGCUCCGGGAGGCCAUGAGGAAGCUACUGGGCCAUCAAGUGGGUCACCGAGACAUAGAGGAAAUCAUCCGGGAUGUGGAUCUGAAUGGGGACGGGCGUGUAGAUUUUGAAGAAUUUGUACGGAUGAUGUCCCGCUGAGGGUCGAGGGGCCUUCAAGGGCUGAGAAGAUGGCAGAGGGAGAAAGACAAGAGCACCUCCCCCCACCGUGCCCAUGUACGGGACGUCCAGACUGAGCCUGUCCAAGCUCACGAGAGGUGCCCCAUCCCGGAGCCCCCCACCCUUCUGCACUGUGAAAGACUCACAAUCUCCUGCAACUGGAAGCGGCAGUGCCCAUGGAUGAGGUGGCAGUGCCAAGGCGGGCAGAAGCCACGCAGGACCUCAGGAGCCACUCACCCGUUGUUGCUCAUGGUAGUUGGGCAAGGGAUGUCCUGCCAGCAGAUUUCCCCCCCCCCACCCGCUCCACGUGGCAUGUCUGAACCUGGGCCUAAGCCUUCCAUAUCCUCUCCCCAUCUUCCUUGCCCGACCUUAACUCCCCUUGGCCCUAUCACCAAUAAAUAUUUCGGAGACAAGGCAGUGGAGGCGUACCCCCCUGGUGUGUAUGGGGGUAGGCGGGUAGGGCUGCUCCCUCUCUGGAUAUGCCCUGGCAGGAUGCCUAAUAUCCCUGUGCUGUUCUCCAUCAUGAUGCAUGGGCACAUGUAUGUAUGGAGAGCCGGUGGGCCCUGUAAUCAUGGUAGGCUGUGAUAGUGGAUAUGCCCAAAAAGACAGGGGGGUGGUGGGGAGGCUGCAGGUCCACUCAGGAGCCACAGUCAUGGGUUUGGGAUGGCAGCCCAAGAGUAACCUGCAGCAUCUGAGUUUCCAUCAGAAGCCCUGAACUGACUGGAACCUAAGAAGAGAUGUGGACCCCACCACUGACGCGGAACUUUCUAGGGUCUAAAAACAGGGCUUUUUGCCUCCUCUUUUUCUCCCCUCUCCAGGGCCACUUACAGGCAGAGGUAAUCCUCGUGUUUCUGGUGUCCCAGUGGGUAGUGGACUCUGAGUAAGAUCUUUGCUUGAAUAAUCCAAUUCCAAGGUUAAGUCCUUGGCUUCCGGCCAUCCUGGGCUGGUAUCCAGGGGGCGGUCCCAGCUUCAGCUUUCCCAGAGGCAGCUGAACCCAACCUGCUCUAGAAGACCUCUCCCCUAGGUCCCUGAGUUCACACGGGCCAGGGAAAGUGGUGAUCCCCCUUCCCAGAAGCCCAAGGUCUCAGAAUUGCGAGGGGGCUAGCUCGUCCAAGCCUAGUCUGAACUAGGAAUCCUUUUCUAACCUCCCUGGUUAUCCAGCUUCUGCUGGGGGAGAGAGGGACAGAGAGACAGAGAAACAGAGAUACACAGAGACAGAAAGACAGACGAAGAGAGAUAUAAAGAGACAGAUAAAGACAGAGGGAGAGAGACAGCAUUGAGGGAGAGAAACAUCAGUGAGGGAGAGACAGAGAACAGAGGCAGAGAAAGGAAAAUGAAAGCUAAAAAAAGAAAGCCCAUCCUUUGCCUAGGUGUUAGGAAUUUUCUUAACUGGAGACAAAGUAAUUGAGACUCAACUAAGAAUUUUUCAUCCAAAACGAACUCCUGGGGGCAGCUAGGUGGCGCAGUAGAUAGAUAACCGGCCCUGGAGUCAGGAGGACCUGAGUUCAAAUCCGGCCUCAGACACUUAACACUUACUAGCUGUGUGACCCUGGGCAACUCACUUAACCCCAAUUGCCUCACUUCAAAACAAAACAAAACAAAACGAACUCCUUAAAGUUAAAGAUGAGGGGACCAAAUGGACCUUAAGGGUCCCUCUAUUUCCCUAUAUGCUCAAAACAAGAUAAUUAUUGUCAUAGUGUUACAAGGAGCUCUCUGCCCUUGGGUCCACACAGCCUGGGACAUUCUGUAGUAAGGAAAUCUUUGGUGGCCUAGAGCCGAGUGGCACUAUGGGAUGGCGUUGUAGGACAAGUGCUAUGCACCACCCAAUCCUCAACGCCACCUGCUUCUAGAGGUGGUGGCUGUUUGUAACCCCCAAGAAAGUCCUUCCACUGCUCAGCCAGACUGUCACUUGGGCCACCUAUGUCAGAAAACUGGAAUUUGGGUGACCCUCUAGGCUCAGAGCAGUUGAAGAAACUUCCCUCCUAGGUAGGUAGAACCUGAGCCCAGGUUUUGGAUGGGACUUUCUGCACUGCCUCAACGAAAAGCCCAGUUUUUUUCUCCCUACUCCCAAUAAACCUUGUUUUUCACUUAGAUUAACCAAACUGGGAGGACAGGAAGAGAUGGGGCUUGGUUUUUUUUGUUUGUUUGUUUGUUUCUUUUUGGAGAUGGGGCUUGUUGAUGGCUAUAGUGGAAUUUACUCCUCGGUCAUCUCCAAACCACAUCCCGGCCACAACUUCAGUCCAGACUUCGUCCCCAUCUCCUCCCCACCAGAAACUCGGACUCUGCCCCUGAAACCACCAUGGGCUCUGAUAGGUGAGCCAUCACCAGGUUCAGGCUAUUCAGGCUCCCCUGCGAUCCCCAAACCCCCCUCUGCAUGCACUUCUCACCCACCUUCCAGCUCUCCUUGGGGAGCACUUCCCCAUUGCAAUGCCUUCCCCCGAUAGAGUAUGGGCGGCUAAAGGACAGAGACAGUUCCUGCCUUUCUUUGUACCCUAGCGUUUAGCAUGGUGACUGGCACGUAGUAUUUAAUAAAUAAUCUCUCUCUGCA
Molecule: messenger RNA, 3724 nt
Organism: Dromiciops gliroides (monito del monte)
Lineage: Eukaryota; Metazoa; Chordata; Mammalia; Microbiotheria; Microbiotheriidae
Product: calcium-binding protein 1-like
Molecular function (GO): calcium ion binding
Source: RefSeq, a predicted model, not a curated record